AUGACCAGAGGAAAGAAGACCAGAGGAAGCAAGGCCAGAGGAAACACAACCAGAGGAAACACAACCAGAGGAAACAAAACCAGAGGAAAUCAGACCAGGGGAAAUCAGACCAGGGGAAACCAGACCAUAGGGAACAAGGGGUCCAGGCAUGAUUCGAAGACCCCGUUGGACGAGAUCCACGUUUCAAGCGGAGGUUCGCCAGGUGCGUCCAACAAGAAGCAGGCCGUCGAUUCUCCUCCCCAGAUCGCCACUCCUCCCCGCUCCUCGGAACCUCCUUCUGUUCCUUCCGUAUUGGAAUUCUUGGUUAGAGGAGACCGCGAAAAGCGCAUCUCCUCGGACGAGCGAGCCAGAAGACGUCAGAUCCAGAACGACAUCGACUGGCUGGGCAAGUGGCUCCUAGAGUAUGCUUACCUCCAAAUAAAGAAGGAUCAGGGACUUUAUCCCGAAGGGCCGGUCGAGUUGGCGAAUGAUUUAUAUACCUCUAGUUUUUGGUGGCGCGAAGCCAUUCGUACUAUCUCCAAAGAGGACGUUAUGGAGCAGUUUCGUGUGCUCGAAAGGCAAUUACACGAAGCUCCCGAUAAGGUGUUUGUGCAAGCCAUGUUUGGUUGGACCAGCUACCAGAUGUGGAAGGAUGGUUGCAACAUUCAGCUCAUAAAGGGUCAGGCUGGGAUCUGGAGCCACGUGCAAGGCAUGGAUAUCGAGGAUGAGUAUUGGAAGAUGCUUCGACAGGGGCUCCGUGAGUAG
This is a messenger RNA of Colletotrichum gloeosporioides, 744 nucleotides long. RefSeq lists its product as uncharacterized. Bases 1 to 744 code for a protein of 247 amino acids. Lineage: Eukaryota; Fungi; Ascomycota; Sordariomycetes; Glomerellales; Glomerellaceae. The record is from RefSeq and is a predicted model, not a curated record. The transcript has a single exon.